AUGUAUAAAGAUAUUACUAGGUCCUGUCUCAAAGCUAUGCGGAGUCGUCUACAGAAAGAUAUCUACAAUCUAACAUUAACCCUCAAUAUAUCCACCAGUAUCUCCUAUAAGAAUUACAAUACUCUUAUUACUACUGGAUACACCAUCUCGAAUAAAGUCGGGAUUUAUCUUCUAAGAUAG
Penicillium psychrosexuale is the source of this 180-nucleotide messenger RNA. RefSeq lists its product as uncharacterized. NCBI's taxonomy places the organism in Eukaryota, Fungi, Ascomycota, Eurotiomycetes, Eurotiales, Aspergillaceae. Bases 1 to 180 code for a protein of 59 amino acids. The record is from RefSeq and is a predicted model, not a curated record. The transcript is spliced from 2 exons.